UAAUAACAUAUACGGAAGAUAUGAUCUUGAGAAAAUUUUUUUUCAAAAUACGAUAAAAAAAAUAGAGAUAGCCGCGGGCAAUUGAGUGAGAGUGUCGUUGUUGGAAUGCCACGACAAAGAAUUUCUUUAACAUUAUAUUCCGAAGUGAGAUUAAUAUUGUCCAUAAUUUUGAGAAGUUGAAAAGAUUGUUUUAACUGAUUAAAAUAGGUUACAACACGUUCCUGUCUAAAUUAAUUCAAUUUACGAAUUAAAAUGAAUUUACAACAGGAUAUUCAUCAUACAGAAGGAGACAUUGAAUUAUUUAAUAAAAAUAUAUUGGAACGAUUAACAUUACCACAUGUUGAAGGUUUGCUGUUGAGACCUCUUAGAUCUACUGAUUAUGAUAAAGGAUUUUUAGAACUUUUGGCACAAUUAACAGAAGUAGGAAAAGUAAAUAAAGAACAAUUUCUAAAUAGGUUUCAAAGUAUGAAAAAUACAGGGAUUUAUUAUAUCAUUGUUAUAGAAGAUGUAAAUAAUACUAAGGUAAUUGGAAGUGCAACUUUGAUAUCAGAGCAAAAGUUUAUUCAUAACUGUGCAUUGCGUGGACGUUUGGAAGAUGUGGUUGUGAAUAAUAAUUAUAGAGGUAAACAUUUGGGUAAAUUACUUGUUAAUGUUAUUUUACAACUAGCCCGUUAUUUACAUUGUUAUAAAAUAUCUUUGGAUUGUCGAGAUAAUCUCAUACCAUUUUAUGAAAGUUUAGGUUUUAAGAGAGAGCCUAAUAAUGCAAAUAGUCUUAAUAUAAGAUUCUCAAAUGAAAAUACGGCAGAACAAUCUCAUUUGUAAACAAAGUACUUAAUUAUUAUUGGUUUAUUGAAUAAAAUGUGAAAAUAUUAA
Messenger RNA from Polistes dominula (European paper wasp), 873 nucleotides. RefSeq names its product glucosamine 6-phosphate N-acetyltransferase (gene Gnpnat). Gene Ontology annotation, molecular function: glucosamine 6-phosphate N-acetyltransferase activity. Lineage: Eukaryota; Metazoa; Arthropoda; Insecta; Hymenoptera; Vespidae. The record is from RefSeq and is a predicted model, not a curated record.